AAACUGACGUUUGCCAAUCGGCUGUUCGACCAUUUCAACAAACAUCCCGCGACAAUAAUUUGUUUAUAAAAUAAUCAAAUAGUUUUAUUUGCAGCAGUUCAAAUAGCCAAUAAGUACUUUCAAUGAUUCUUUCACUUUGAAAGGUAGCCAUCAAAAUGAUACAUGAAGUGCUGCUAUCUUGCUUGAAUUUGCAAUCGAAAUAUUUAUCCUUGGAAGACUUUACCGCAACAGAUGUCUCGACUUUCUUGCAUCCUUGUGAAAAGCUAGUUCUACAGGACAUUAUAACUAUCAUUAACUUGUUACGUGACAUUGAAAAAUUUGCCAAAGUAUGCGGCAGCAACAACAGUGUCAAUAGAAAUGUAGUAAUAUUCGAUACAGAUGAGCCGCUGCAAAAGGGUCUUUAUUUGAAGGCCUUCGCAAACGGUAUAGACACUGUUUUAAAGGAUUAUUUUGACAACAUUACUGCUCUUGAACAAAAUUACUUGAAAAAUCCAACAAAUUUUUCACUGCUUUUUAUAUAUCGAAAUUUAAAGACAUAUGAACCGUUAGCGCUAUACUUGCGAAAGUUAAUUCGGGUAAUACGAAGUCAAAAAUUACAUGGCUGUGAAAUUAUGCAGUUUUUGCACCAAAAUGCAGAACAUGGUGAUCAGAAAAUACGCGCCGCUAUUAAAACCUUGCAACUUGCAGUGAACGUAGUAUUUUUCAAACAACUUACGCAUUGGAUACUUUAUGCCAAAAUAAUUGAUACAUACGGCGAGUUCUUCAUACAAUGCUCAGAGGGUAAUAUCAAUAGUGCCGCUGAGAGUGACACCAGCAAAUGUGCCAGCACGGAAAGUGGCAAACAAGCUAGUACAAUAACCACAUUGUCUAAAGUGGCAAGUACGUACGCUGACAUUUGGCGUUAUGAAAUAUGCUAUGAACUUUUACCACAUUAUUUACCCACUGGUUGGGCCGAAAAGGUACUUUUCAUUGGCCAAACAAUACUCAUAUUUAAAGCAGAUGCUAAUAAACACAAGAUUCUCACACAAAACUGGAGUAAAACGGAACACACCGACUUGGAAGAUGAGAGCUCUUUAAGCAAUGAGAAGGAGCAUAUUUACUUUGGAAAGAUACAAAUGCUACAAAACGAUGAGGAGCUGAACGUGCAACACUACGAGAGCAUCGUUAAUGAAAUUAAGGCAUAUUUAACAACACGUUUGUCUGAAAUAGCAAUUAAUCAAGCGGAUUUGGUACAGCAACUGAAAUUAAUAAAAGAAUAUUUUUUACUGGGCCGCGGUGAAUUGUUCUUGGAAUUUUUACGUCUCACAUAUGAAAUCGGCAAAGACAAGUACAAUGAAAAUAAAGUGCAUGAUUUCGUAAAAGCUUUCGAAUCUGCCGCACAUGGAGUUGGUGUUUCUGAAGACUUGGAACGUUUCUCACUAAGUAUCGCCAAACCACUAUUGCACAGUAGUAAUCCAAAAGAAUUAGAACACAACUAUUUGCAUUACAUGCAGCUAAAUUACAAAAUUAAUUGGCCAUUGCAUUUGCUGUUCUCGCCGAAAGUGAUCGACAACUAUAAUAUUCUUUUCCGUUUUCUACUUUUAAUCAAGAAAAUGCAAUUCGAGCUACAUAUGAUGUGGUGCAAUAAGGUGCGACGCACCAAAUUAUGCUCACGUGAAAAAUUCAAACUGACAAGCCUCUUAAACCAAUUGAUAUUUUUCAUAGAUAAUCUACAGUAUUAUAUACAAGUCGAUGUGUUGGAGAGCCAAUUCAGCAUACUUUUGAAUACCAUACAAAAUAAAGCGGAUUUUGAGGAAAUUCAAAAAGCGCACAGCAUAUUUCUGGCCAAUAUACUUUCACUCUGCUUUUUACUGACUAACGAAGAGAGUAAUAAGCUAAAUAUCAAUCAGUUUAUAGUCUCACAAUCAAAUAAUCCGAUUUAUAAUAUCUUAAUCGAUAUAUUCAGUGUGUGCGACAACUUAAGUAACGUUUUGAGACAAGACUUGUGUGGGAUGGUAAUUAAAGAUUAUAUUGAUCAACAAGAUGAACGAUUUAGUAUGCUGAUGGAUCAAUUAAUUAAUUAUCUAAUAGGUUUGAAAACAAACCCGACUACAACUCCAUUGUCGCAGUUACUCUUGCGAUUAGAUUUUAAUCAUUGGUUCAGCACCAAGAAAAAAAAGUUAUUUAGUUUAGCAAUGUAGGGGUUUUACAAAUAUACAUUGAAAUUUUAACGUUUAAAAAAAAAACUCUCAAAUACUCUGUAUUAUAUUAUUAAUGUUGAAUUAAAAAAUUACUGAAUUUUGUUUUAAUAAAUUGAGAAAUCUCAUGCUUCGCAUUAUAAAAA
Messenger RNA from Bactrocera neohumeralis, 2323 nucleotides. It is a transcript of the gene Grip75, whose product is annotated as gamma-tubulin complex component 4 homolog. NCBI's taxonomy places the organism in Eukaryota, Metazoa, Arthropoda, Insecta, Diptera, Tephritidae. Gene Ontology annotation, molecular function: gamma-tubulin binding; microtubule minus-end binding. Gene Ontology annotation, cellular component: centrosome; equatorial microtubule organizing center; gamma-tubulin complex. The transcript has a single exon. The coding region runs from base 156 to 2180 and encodes 674 amino acids. Gene Ontology annotation, biological process: meiotic cell cycle; microtubule nucleation; cytoplasmic microtubule organization. The record is from RefSeq and is a predicted model, not a curated record.